This is a messenger RNA of Caenorhabditis bovis, 2184 nucleotides long. The record is from the annotation of a GenBank genome assembly. NCBI's taxonomy places the organism in Eukaryota, Metazoa, Nematoda, Chromadorea, Rhabditida, Rhabditidae.
AUGAGGCGCAAUUUAAUAUUAAUGCUAUGCGCCUUUAGCUUGACCUACCAGCAGCUGCAGGUGGAAGAAUGUCGGUCGAGACCACCUUCGCCCGAUCAUCCCAAUAUUGUGAUUUUGAUGAUCGAUGAUUUGGGCUAUGGCGAUAUUGCCGCUUAUGGUCACCCGACUCAAGAAUACACCCAAUUGGAUCGAAUGGCCUCCGAAGGCACACGUUUUACACAAGCUUACUCAGCAGACAGUAUGUGCAGUCCGAGUAGGGCUGGAUUCAUAACAGGUCGUCUACCCAUCAGAUUAGGAGUUGUUGGAGGCCGAAGAGUAUUCGUCCCAUAUGAUAUUGGAGGUCUCCCGAAGCAAGAAAUUACAAUAGCUGAAAUGUUAAAAGAAGCUGGCUACGUUACCGGUAUGGUCGGAAAAUGGCACCUUGGUAUAAAUGAGAACAAUUCAUCCGAUGGAGCGCAUUUGCCUUCAAAACGUGGAUUUGAUUAUGUUGGUGUAAAUCUUCCGUUUACAAAUGUUUGGCAAUGUGACACAACUCGAGAGUUCUACGACAAAGGACCUGACCCUUCUCUUUGCUUUUUGUAUGACGGAGACGAAAUCGUUCAGCAACCGAUGAAAUUUGAGCACAUGACUGAACAUUUGAUAGGCGAUUGGAAGCGAUUUUUGUAUAAUCGAAUGACGCAUGAUCAACAUAAAAAUCCCUUCUUCUUCUAUUUCUCAUUCCCACAGGUUCACUCGACACAAUUCGCCAGUAAAAGAUUCCGAGGAUCUUCCGUUAGAGGCAUCUACGGGGAUUCGAUUAAUGAGAUGUCAUGGGCAGUUGGGGAAGUUCUAGACAGUCUUUUGAACGCGGGAAUCGCGGAGAACACGUUGGUAAUUCUUAUGUCGGACCACGGACCACAUAUCGAGUUGUGCCUAAAUGGUGGUUCGACGGCAGGGCUUAAAGGAGGAAAAUCAAACAGCUACGAAGGUGGAUUCAGAAUCCCGUUUAUAGCUUGGCAGCCCGGAACAAUUAAGCCAGGAAGAGUGUCACACGAAGUUAUUUCGAGCAUGGAUUUGUACCCAACAUUCAGGGCCAUGCAAGAUGAGUGUCUUUUUGAGAAGGAGCAACUUCAACUCGAUGGAAUUAACAUUAUUGAUGAACUCCGCGGAGAAUCUGACGAAGAGGAAGGUAGCCUUGGAAAAAGGAGGCCAAUCAUUUUCUACUGUAAUACGAAUUUGAUGGCAAUCCGCAUAGGCAACUAUAAAGUUCAUUAUAAAACUUCUCCAAUUUUCCUAAACACGACUACGGAUCCGAAGCUUGACGAAUACUGUCCGAAUGGAAAACCGAAGAAAGAUUGGUAUGUCUCUCAAAUUUGCCCUGAUGAGGAUCUACAAAAGCACUAUCCGCCGCUGGUUUUUGAUUUGAUCCGCGAUCCUUAUGAGCAAUAUCCGUUGCAAAAUUCGGUGAAAUCACAAGAGAUCCGCUUCCUCGCCACUCAAAUCCUCACCAAACAUAAAGCUUCAAUUGUUAAAGUUCCUCCGAUUCUUGGACAUUUCAACAAAACAAUAAUCCCUUGCUGCAAUCCACCAACUUGUAUAUGCGACAAACUUGUUCGUCCGACUGUAGUACUUCACGAGAAAUCGGAGCAACCUCAUUAUAUUCCCGAUUACUCGCGAGCAGACUUUGGGUUUUUGUUCGAGCUCAUCAACGACGCUUUGGAAAUAUUCCAUCGAUCACCGUGUGAGCCGAUAAUCCUAAAUGCUCCGAUUAAUAUUUGUGGGGAUUUGAGAAGCAAAUAUAGUGACUUACUAGAUGUAUUUUCGAAAUGUGGUUGGCCUUUUGAAUCGAAAUAUCUAUUUCUUGGCAAUUUGAUUGAAGGCGGUCAGUUCUCUUUAGAAGUAUUCGUUCUACUCUAUUGUUCCAAGUACUGCUACCCGGACAAUAUUCAUAUCAUCCGAGGUUACUUGGAAAACUAUUUGGCCAUGAAGGAUAACAGUUUUCUCGGCGAAUUGCGCUUGAGAUUCCCCAACUCGAACCAAUGGAAAUUGUUGAAUACACAAUUUAAGAAAUUAUUCAAUAAAGUGCCAUUGUGCGCUGUACUUAACAAGAAAAUAUUGUGCGUAAAUUCGAUGACCACGCUGGAAAACACGGCCAAUGAAAAAAAUAUAGUUAUUAUGAAAAAAAGAAACUACAAAGAAUAUUAA